GACGUCACAGUGACACUUUCAAUAUGGACGGUCGGCAAAGGCAACACGAUUUUCUAUCCUAAGUAAAGAGAUAAUCACAAAACUCCACCAACUAUCGUUCCCCUUUUCAAUUUCAUUUGUCGCCCAAUUAUGUCUGAUUACUUUAAAUCAGCAUUUGGUUACUUGAAUGGCAACGGCACGACUAACGAAUAUGUCGGACAAUUGGUGGAGAUCAACAAUGUGAAACUGCGAGUUAACAGAUUGAUUGCCGAGGGUGGCUGGGCGCUAGUAUUUGCCGUUGAGGACAUUGCCACAGGCAAGGAAUACGCUCUGAAGAAACUGAUAGCGGUGGACGAUGAGGCAAACAAAACAGUAAUCCAAGAAGUAGAUACACUGAAGAGACUCUCAGGACACUCUAACAUAAUCCAGUACAUGUGUGCUCAGUGUGUAGAACGAGAUGACAAAAAAUCCUGGGAAUAUCUUCUGGUGACCGAGCUCUGUCCAGGUGGCAACCUUGCUGACCUCUUGAGAACCCGCACGACGCCCCCUUCCCUCCCUCAGAUCUGCAAAAUAGCUUACCAGGCAACGAGAGCAGUGCACCACAUGCACAGUCAGCAACCACAGCCAAUAGUCCAUUGGGAUAUAAAGCUCGAGAAUUUUCUCCUCUCUGAUGAUGGUACAAUCAAACUCUGCGACUUUGGCAGUGCCUCAACUCAGCAGAUCCUUCCAGAUCCCUCCUGGAGUGCGCAAAAGCGUUCGGCUUUGGAGGACCAGAUGUCGAGAUACACAACCCCCAUGUAUAGAUCUCCAGAAAUGAUGGACACGUGGAACAAUGAACCAAUAGGGCCUCCAGCGGAUUGCUGGGCACUGGGUUGUAUUCUCUACUCAUUGGUUACGCUGAAACACCCUUUUUCCGAGGGUAAUAAAUUAGCCAUCGUCAAUGCCAAGUACUCCCCACUCCCACCAAAUCCUCCGUUAUCCUGUCUUCACGAUCUAAUCAGGGGAUGCCUCGAGGUCUCUCCCAUCAAAAGAAUAACGACUUCGGUGCUGCUAGAACGACUAGCAUCUAUUUCUGAAUCCAAUAAUUUCGAUCCUAGGGAGCCAGCCAAGAUCGAACCAUCUCCCCCGAGGCCUCAGCCCCCUAAAUCUGCAAAUAUUCCCCAAAAUCCUACACCACCACCACCUAAGCCCGCCCCACCUAAGCUCUUCCCACCAGCUACCCAGCCAGCAAUUCCAACGCGACCUGCACCCCAUUAUCCAGCCAAAGCUCCACAGUCUCAAACUGGCUCUGGUCUAUUCAGUUCCCUUCGUGGAGGGGCCGGCAGCAUUUUGAAAAAUCUCAAGGACACUUCAAGCAAAGUAAUGCACACGGUACAACAGAGCAUGGCUAGAAACGAACUGGACGCCAGUUACCUGACAUCUCGUAUUUUGGUAAUGCCAUAUCCAGCUGAUGGAAUUGAAUCGGCUUACAGAACUAAUCACGUAGAGGACGUGAGGGCUUAUAUUCAAAGCAGGCACCCUGCUCCCGCCAAAAUCCAACUGUACAAUCUGUCACGAGGGCGACCCAAUGUCACCAGACUCCCGGGAAAACACAUUGACUGCAAUUUCGCCUAUGCCACACCUGACGCCAAUGCUCCACUCCUCUCAGCUCUCUACCAGAUUUGCCAGGACAUCUACAGAUACCUUGACGCUGACUUCAAUCACAUUGUUGUCUUGUACUGCACAGAUGGUUGUCGAGCCAGUGCUACUGUCGCUUGUGCUCUCUUACUCUAUUGUGGAGUUCUCGCGACCCCUGCGGAAGCUGUAAAUCUCUUUACUACGAGACGAUGUCAACCACCAAUUCUCCAGCCGUCAGAACUCAAGACCAUCAACUACAUGAGUGCACUGCACUCUGGAGUGCAUCCCCACACUCGACCACUAGCACUGAGAUCUAUACUCCUUCAGCCGAUUCCAUUAUUCACAAGGGCAAGGGAUGGCUGUAGGCCCUAUGUUGAAAUUUACAGUAAUGGUGCACUCGUGUACUCGACCAAACGAUCCGAGUAUGAGGAGAUGAAGCUAUUCGAUAUGAUGGAGGGGAAGGCCUGCCUGAUCCUCGGGGACGCCACUGUUCGAGGGGAUGUUACAAUAAUCGUCUUUCACGCCAGACAACAGUUGGGAAGAGUAAUUGGUAUUAAAAUAGCUGGACUUUAUUUUCAUACUGGAUACGUUCCUGUUAAUGCGUCCACCUUGGAUUUUGAGAGAAAAGACUUGGAUGAUGCACCGGAAUUUGGGGGACAAUUCAGGAUUAUUUUAAAUGUUAUGAUUUGUGAGGAGAACUCUAAGGCAUCAAGAAUACCUGCUCCCUGGGAGGUAGCGGCCUCCAGGGAGCAGAAACUCAAUCCUGAUCCUUUAUUUAGUUCAACACUUGAAAUGGAGGAGACUCUGGAGAACUUUAGGACAACUGGACAGCCAAAGAAAGUUCCGAGCAGACCUCCACCACCAUCUUCUCCAGCUCGACAUGCAAUUGUAACUUCCAUUUCAACGCCAGCGGAAGAGCGAGUUGCUCCGGAAGGUGAACCCCUAUAUGUUGAGGAUGAGGAGAAAGGGAAGGAGGAGAAGGGGGAGGAGGAGAAGGUGGAUGAGAGAGAAAUUGAAGAUAAAGGAGGUGAUAAUUUUGAAGAGGCUGAUCUACUGAAUUUGGGCAUGUCCUCUGAAUUCAACAUAAAUGCCAUUGGAUCGAACCCUCCCCCAGGUUUGGAUAUAUUCUCGGGUAGUCAGCAUGAUGGAGAUAUCUUGGGAGGAUUUUCAUCAUUUCCUCCGACAGAGGCCGACCACAUUCUCAAGAAGAAUAAUUUAUUACUUGGUAAUGAAAGCACCAAUGAUCUCUUAUUUGGACAGGAUAAAAUACAAAAAUCUUCUCCCGAUGAUUUUUUGUUCGAUCCAUUGGGUACAGGGACUAAUGAUCUCAUGGGCAGCUGGGGCGGAACAAAGGGAUCAAUUCUGAAAACUCCUAGUGAAGAUAUGCCGCGUAAUUCCAGUGUUCCCAAUUUUUCUGCUCAGAAUAAAGAUCCAUUUGCUACUCUAGCUGGUUCCCUUGGUGCUGGACUGAAUUCAAGUUGGAAUGGCACACCACAUGACUCAAAUACUCCGCAAUCGUCUAGUCCAGCUGCUGUUGGCACGCCUAUACAUUCUAGUCCACGUAUGCACAUCAAGUCAAAUUCCAGUAAUGAGGGGAGUGAAUCUGUUUCUAGUAAUAGGCCUGCCAAGAGUGGAGACGCUUUUGAGGAUUUGCUGGGAAGUCAGGGGUACAAUUUCUUCAGUUCGAGGAAGGCUGAUAAAGACAGCCCCAAGACUAUCAAUCAAAUGCGUAAGGUCGAACAAGCCAAGACCAUGGACCCAGAGAGGCUCAAGGUUAAUGAGUGGACUGAGGGAAAGAAGGGUAAUCUCAGGGCACUUUUGUGCUCACUGCAUACUGUACUUUGGCCUGAGGCCGAUCGGUGGCAAAGGUAUGAAAUGCAUCAGCUCGUAUCGCCUGCUGAUGUGAAGAAGGCGUAUAGGAAGGCUUGUCUCGCUGUACAUCCAGAUAAGCAAACCGGCACUGCCAAUGAAAAUAUAGCCAAGCUCAUCUUCAUGGAACUGAAUAAUGCAUGGAGUGCAUUCGAAAGUGACGCCUCCCAGCAGAACCUUUUUAGUUAAUUCUAGCAAAUAGUAAAUAAUAAUAAUUAAUUGAGUUUCGUUGCUGAGCCAGCGUUUCUAAAAUUUGAAAGAGGACCUCCAUUUCACUGGCUAAUACCGUGCGUAGUCGUGUUCUGUUUAAUCAAAGAGGGGAGGAAAAUUUGUGAAACAGCCUCCAAGAGGAGGUAAAACUCUAUCGCAUUCCAAGCCGUGUUACUAUUACUCGUUAGUCGUAUUUAAAUUCUUCUAAUCAGGCGUAUUCUAUUUACAAAAAUGUUACGCAAGCGUUUUAAUAGCGCUCAAUUCCCGCAGUAAUAUUUUCAUUUUCCUGUGAAGAGAAAGGAGAAUUAACACUUCGCUCCUUACCUAGGGUUUGAACAUAUUUUUUAAAGAGAAAAGUACAUUGCAUGAAAAUUCAAAUAAUUCAAUAUGUAUAUUAAUUAAUUGUUCAUACCUUGAAUUGAAUUGAAAACGAAGUUUUGCUUAAUAUUUUAAUGGUUUAUUCUCUCUCAUAAAAAUAUUAAUCAUUGCCAAAUUGUUUUAAAAGAAAUUCUCUUAGAGUGAACAAAUUUUAAUUACUUUGUAUUUUUAUUCUAACGAAUAAGAGCACAAAUAUGGUAAAAAAAGAGAAAAAGAGAAAAAAAAAAAAUUGGAUUGCAUUGGAUAGUUAACUCUAGUGAAUUGAUAUUGAGUGGGUGAAUCGGUCUGAGCAACGUCACUAGUUCGGUGAGCAGAACCGAACGCAGCGUUGCCACAUAGACGUUCUCACUGUGUUUCAACCCCUACAACUCAACCAACUUAACGGCACAACGAGCCAACACUGGGACCGGCAAUUGACUAUACGCGUCCACGGGAUCCGGGCAAGCUUUAUUAUUUGGCUAUGAAUUUUCCUCCUUUUUUCUUCUGUUUAUCAAUGACGAUACCAUCGUAAGAAACGAAGUGUAAAACAGCACGAAAAAAACACUCAGAGCCCUCCAAUAUUGACAAAUUAAUAUGUACAACUUAUCUCUGUAUAUAAAGCUGAUGUAAAUUAAAAUAGUUGUCGAAUAUAAACAUUAUUUUCUGGUUGAUCCACA
Molecule: messenger RNA, 4709 nt
Organism: Fopius arisanus
Lineage: Eukaryota; Metazoa; Arthropoda; Insecta; Hymenoptera; Braconidae
Gene: aux
Product: cyclin-G-associated kinase
Exons: 4
Coding region: 130-3654 (1174 amino acids)
Biological process (GO): regulation of clathrin-dependent endocytosis; positive regulation of Notch signaling pathway; protein phosphorylation
Cellular component (GO): cytoplasm
Molecular function (GO): ATP binding; protein serine/threonine kinase activity; AP-2 adaptor complex binding
Source: RefSeq, a predicted model, not a curated record